UGCAGGAAAAACCGACUGAUUCUACUUUUUCCCCCUACAAUUUAUUGAUGUAAGGAAAAACAAGCAAAAGCUACAGUGAUUCUUUGUUUUUUCUACGUUAUUGCAUGGCAAGGAAACUACUGAGUUUCCCUUAACUUCCUCCUGAACCGCGGAGUCGGAAGCUACGAACCUGAAGCUAACUUCAGCGUCCAGCCUGCGGGCAGGCUGCUGUUAGCCUCGUUAGCUUCACUGUUUCUAAGUCAAACUAACGACGGAGAUCCAUAUCCACGACUGGAGGAUAAUAAUGCUGUUCUGCAAAUAGUCGGUAACGUCCUCUGUGGAAGUUAACAGCUCGACACACCGACAGAACAAAGCUCCGUCCCACCAUGGAUCCGACCUGCAGCGCCUCCGUGGCUCCGGCAGGUUUGACCGUCCAGGUGUGUUUCCCCGGCGCUCGAGCUGCGGUUCUGGACAACCUGAACCGGCAGCGGGAGGAGGGACGGCUGUGCGACCUGUCCAUCCAGGUGCAGGGCCAGGUGUUCAGGGCCCACCGCUGUGUGCUCGCUGCCUCCUCACCUUACUUCCACGACCAGGUUCUGCUGAAGAACGUCACCACCGUGUCUCUGCCCUCGGUCAUGGACCCGGUAGCCUUUGAGAGCGUCCUGAGUUCUGCCUACACCGGCCAGCUGAGCAUCGUGCACGACGACAUCGUCAACUACGUCACCGUGGCCAGUUUCCUCCAGAUGUGGCACAUCGUGGAUAAGUGCACCGAGAUCCUGAAGAGGCCUCGGUCCUCUGCUGAUGUGGCCUCUGCAGAAGCUGCUGCUGCUCAUCCUGGAUCUGCGUCUCGACAGCAGUCUCCCAGCAGCACCGAGUGUUUGUACGGAGAGAGGGAGGGAAGGAGGCGGGAGAAGAAGCCCGACGCUCUGCCUCCUUUAGCCACAUGGAGACGCCCCCAGCAGUUCCCCAGAUGGGGGCGCCCUCGGCCCUCGUCGGCCCAGCAGUCGGCCGACUCCCAGCUGGACGCUCUGCCCGGAUACGCGGACAACGACUACUCCAGCUGUGACGAGGCCUGGGUGUCCAGCCACGCCAGAACCAGCCACUUCCCUCAGGAAGGACCCAGCCACGGCGUCCGCUUUCCUGGAGGAGACGCCCUGAAGCAGAAGGUGAGGUUUCAGCAGCGAGGAGCGUCACAGAGCAGCGACCGGCCGAACGAUCGCACCAGAGACGAAGACAACGAAGAGCCGCCGGACCGCAGGAAGAACCAGAGGAGAGAGAUAGAAGCCGAUGAAGGAGUGGGAGAGGAAGCUGUGGAGAAGAAGGAGGGAUUCACUGCAGUGGGUCACUGUGCAGACUUCCACUCUGUUCCAGAUGAGCAGCAGGAACCCGGACACUCGAAGCAGAGCGUGGACGUGAUGAAGGAGAAGCUGCUGGGAGCUGAUCCCUCCUCUGAUCUGUCCUCUGUUCACGGCUGUCAGACGGCUGAAGGCGUCGCCGGUCCGUCCUGUCUGGUCUCGGCCCGGCUGCCGUGGCCGUCGGGUUCCUGGACUCAGCCGGAGUCGAGGCCGGCGGACGGAGAAGGAGGCAGUAAAGACGAGGAGGAGGAGGAGGAGGAGGAGGACGUGGACUUUGAAUGUUUCACCGAGGCUCCGUACAGCAGAGACACGUACGAUGAGAUCGAGGACGGCACCGGGCAGGUCUCCCAGAGGCCUCUGGUUCCGGUGUCGCCUGACUUCAUGACCGGCUCUGAGGUGAGCUGGACGUCCACCAGCGGGGGGCAGACCGGCUCCGGGACCCCGUCCUCCAGCCGCCAUCUGUCCCCGUCUUCUGCCGCCUUCCCUCCGGCGCCGUCGCCUCCCACCCCGUCCUCGUCGUCCUCGGUGUCGCUCGCCGGCGCCCCCUACACCGGGAAGGUCCACUUCUGCCACUGCGGCAAAGCCUACACCCUGAAGAGCAUGAGGGACCGCCACGUGAAGAUGCAGCACCUCAACCUGAGGCCCUUCGGCUGUCCGGUCUGCACCAAGUCCUUCAAGAUGAAACACCACCUGACCAAGCACCUGAAGACCCACGGGGGGCUGCGGCCGUACGAGUGCAGCCUCUGUGGGAAGAAGGUGAUCUGGAGGGACAGUUUCCUGCGACACCAGGCCCGCUGCGAGCGCCUGGCCUCCAGCUCCUCCAGCAGCAACACGACCACCACAGCAGCAGCAGAUGUGGAGGAGAGCUUCAGCUACACGCUGGACGAAGGGGAGGCCUUCCUCCCAGCUGGAGGUCAGGUCAAAGUGGAGGAGGUGGACUUCCAGAGGGAGAUGGAGGACGGGAUGGGCCGGCUGCUGAACAGCGUCUCUGGGAUGGUGGACGAGCUGCGGACUCAGAACCUGGAGGCUGGAGGUCACGUCUUCAAACAGGAAGUCAGCGAGAGCUUCAGCGGGAACUGAACCUUCACGGGCCAGUUCCUCUGAGAAGGUUCUCUACAAUGAAUAGUUUGAUAGAGGAACGCUUUCAGAGGUGAAAACAUUUCAGCUUUGAGGCUGUUUGACAACAUCUCAGAAACUAUGAAAGAUCAAAACCUGAAAUUUCCACUCAGUCUAUCAAGAUGUCGUUAAAAGUUCCAUGUUUGAGCUCAUAUUAACAAAAAACAGAUGAUCAGAAGCCAGCUAGUGGCACUGACUGAACCACAUGUAGCUGCAGCUUCAUACCAAACUAAAUAUAGAAUAAUGUGAAAUAUUUGGUCACAAAAAUGGAGCAAAAGAGUUGUUUUUGUUGAACUUUCAUAACUGAUUGAGCAGCUUUGACAGGUUGUAGCACAAAAAGGAGCCUCAUUCAUUCAUUCAUUCAUUCAUUCAUUCGUUCAUUCAUUCAUUCGUUCAUUCAAACCUUUAUUUAGUCUGGAGGUUCAUUGAGGUUUCCCUCAUUUCUAAUGCCGUCCGUGAUUACAGACACAAAUAAAAACAAGCACCAAAUAAUCACUGGUAAAUAAAAUAAGAUUGAAAUAAAUAAAUAUAAAAUCAAAUCAGGUAAAACAUUCAAGUCCAGCUACAGAAUUCUGGAGUGUCAAAAUAAACAUAUAUACAUUUUUAAACAUAUCUGAGUCUAUGUUUUGUUUUUGGACCCCACUUUGGAGGCUGGAGAAACAUAUGUACUCUACUAUUAAAAAUGUGGGGACAUCCAGGCUCUUUCAUGUACAAAACUGGAAAAACUUUCAAAAUGAUUACUAUUAUGGGCUGUAUUUAAGCACUAGAGCGUUCUAUUAUUAAUUUGUCAUGAGAAAAGUUAAAGUCUGUUAAAGCAGAGGUGAUGUAUGUGUGAGAAAACUGCCUCUUUAUCAAAAAGGAAGACUGAUUUGUGAUGUGGACGUUAUUUACAGUUUCAUUGGUUUCCCCUUUUUUCUUUCUACAGUUAACAUGCACAUUAAUACUCUACUAAAAAAACAAUCCUCUUUGCUGUGGUUUUACUGUUUGCAAAUUCAUAAAACAGGAAAAAUCUAUAAAAUACCAGAAAAUUGUUCAGAAAACAGCUGUAACUGUACAAAAGGCAACAUAAAGCUAAAAUUCAGAACAAAAUUCUCACUUUUAAUUAUAAAUGACUUACAAAUUGUUCCUUUUUUCCUGUGAUUUUACUAGUUAGACCUGUUAUUUUACAAAACAGCAAAAAUGUGCCAUCUGUGCUGUAUUAUGCCAUGUUCAUAUAUAUAGUUUUACAUUUAGACUCAGAAUUAUUGUCAUGAUGAGAAAUAACUGAAAAUUUCAGGUUUUUAUCUUCAAUCGUUCCUCAGAUGUUGUUACUCAAACAGCCUCAGAUGUUAAAACGUAAAAAGAGUUAUUUUACUUUAAUAAAAACUUCACAGAUAUCAUUUUAAAUAUCUGUAUUUUCUGGUAAAAACGUGAAGUAAUUCAGAGCUGGUCAAGCAGAAAGAACUGAUGACUCUUAAUGUGAAGCAGCUUCUCAGCACUUUGUACAGAAACCCUCUGGAGACGCCUGAACGUUUAGAGAAAAACCAUCGCUUUAGUUGAAUCUUCUUCAGAAAAGGUGCCAUGAGAUCGUCCAGAGUCUCUGGACGAUCUCAUGGCAUCGUCUGGAACGAUCGUACGUUUCGUUUCAGCCAUUUAAACGUUUCAUUUGUGUUCAGUGCAGCUGUGAAGCGUAGCAGCGUGUUGUGAAUGUGCUCAUCCACGGUCGCUCAUUUGCAUUUUGCACAUAAAUUAUUUUGUUGCCAUCGACCUGCGUUAGAAAAGAAAAAUGUUUUUGUGCCAUAUUGAUGUUUCUGCACAUUAAAGAAAGCUUGGUUAUUAAAAAUAAA
Molecule: messenger RNA, 4276 nt
Organism: Acanthochromis polyacanthus (spiny chromis)
Lineage: Eukaryota; Metazoa; Chordata; Actinopteri; Pomacentridae
Gene: zbtb22a
Product: zinc finger and BTB domain containing 22a
Exons: 4
Coding region: 366-2414 (682 amino acids)
Biological process (GO): regulation of transcription by RNA polymerase II
Molecular function (GO): RNA polymerase II cis-regulatory region sequence-specific DNA binding; protein binding; DNA-binding transcription factor activity, RNA polymerase II-specific
Source: RefSeq, a predicted model, not a curated record